Cuscuta campestris is the source of this 2198-nucleotide messenger RNA. The record is from the annotation of a GenBank genome assembly. NCBI's taxonomy places the organism in Eukaryota, Viridiplantae, Streptophyta, Magnoliopsida, Solanales, Convolvulaceae.
AAACCCCCACGCUACCCAGCCCACCCUCUCCUCCUAAUCUCUCGCCCGUCGCUGAAGUCCGAACAACUGUUCCGAUUUCUGACUUCUCUCUUCGCACGAGUUCUUCCAUCAACAGAUCAUCCGAAUCUCAUCUACUCAUUCUCUGGGCUUAAAGAUUCAAUUGUUGAAGAAGCCCCCACUUCGCUCCACGAUUUAAUAUGGCAACUCUUGCUGAUUCUUUUUUAGCAGAUUUGGAUGAGUUAUCCGACAAUGAAGCUGAUAUUCUUGAUGUGGGAAAUGAAGAAGCUGAGCACAUGGAGGAAGAUGUGGAUGGUGAGCUAGCCGAUAUAGAAACUCUUAAUUAUGAUGAUCUGGAUAGUGUCUCGAAAUUGCAUAGGACCCAACGCUAUAUCAGCAUUAUGCAGAAAGUAGAAGCAGCACUGGAAAAGGGUUCGGAAAACUCAGAUAAAGGGAUGGUUCUAGAAGAUGAUCCAGAGUAUCAGUUGAUUGUUGAUUGCAAUUCAUUGUCAGUUGAUAUUGAGAAUGAGAUUAUAAUAAUCCAUAAUUUCAUACGUGACAAGUACCGAUUGAAAUUUCCAGAGUUGGAGUCUCUUGUUCACCACCCAAUUGACUAUGCCCGGGUGGUCAAGAAAAUUGGUAACGAGAUGGACCUCACGCUUGUUGAUCUGGAAGGACUUUUACCUUCUGCUAUUAUUAUGGUGGUUUCAGUUACAGCAUCAACUACAAAUGGCAAGCCACUCCCUGAGGAUGUCUUGCAAAAGACAAUCGAAGCAUGUGAUCGUGCAUUUGCUCUUGAUUUAGCGAAGAAGGAAGUCCUUGAUUUCGUUGAGAGUCGAAUGGGAUAUAUAGCACCGAACCUUUCCGCUAUUGUAGGAAGUGCUGUUGCUGCAAAAUUAAUGGGGAUUGCCGGUGGUCUUUUCUCAUUGGCAAAGAUGCCUGCUUGCAAUGUUCAGCUUCUUGGUGCUAAAAAGAAAAACCUUGCUGGGUUCUCCACAGCAACAUCUCAAUAUCGCAUUGGAUAUCUUGAGCAGACAGAAGUAUUUCAGACUACUCCUCCUUCUCUUAAGAUGCGUGCCUGUCGACUGUUGGCUGCAAAAUCUACCCUUGCCGCGCGUGUAGACUCAACUCAUGGAGACCCAACAGGGAAAACUGGACGAUCUCUCUUAGAAGCAAUCCGUAAGAAGAUAGAGAAAUGGCAAGAGCCACCUCCUGCCAAACAGCCGAAACCCCUUCCCGUUCCAGAUUCUGAGCCUAAAAAAAAGCGGGGUGGGCGCAGACUGAGAAAGAUGAAAGAAAGGUAUGCUGUUACAGACAUGCGGAAGCUGGCAAACAGAAUGCAGUUUGGUGUACCGGAAGAGAGCUCAUUGGGGGAUGGUUUGGGCGAGGGAUAUGGAAUGCUUGGUCAGGCUGGAAGUGGAAAAUUACGUGUAUCACUUGGUCGAAGCAAGCUUCAAGCUAAAGUAACUAAGAAAUUUAAGGAUAGGAAUUAUGGAAGCAGCGGUGCUACAUCAGGAUUGACUUCAAGUUUAAGCUUUACUCCCGUACAGGGGAUCGAGCUGUCAAACCCACAGGCAUUUGCGAACCAACUUGGCUCAGGAACCCAAAGCACUUACUUUUCAGAAACUGGGACAUUUUCCAAGAUCAAGAGAGCAUAAGUUCCCUACAAAAGUGGCACUUCUCUUAAACUGAAAUACGGCCGAUCCCUUCAGUGUUGACUCAACACAUUGUUUCUUCACGGGUUCACAUUCUCUCUGCCUCUCAUUAUGAUGCCAUGUUUUAGUUGUUAGUAUAUGAAAACAUGGAAAUUUUAGUAAGAACAAUAUCAACUUGUACUGUUUUAUCCUUUGUCUAUACUAGAGAUAUAGUAGUUGCAGUGGUUGUGGUUUUUCCUCAUCUUUAGCUCUUAAUGCAAUUGAAUGUGGCAAAGGAUUGGUUUUGCUACUUUCUGCCCUUUUUUGACACAAAGAUGGCCUUACCUUUGCGGGGGUUGAGGCUCCAAAAAUGAUUCAUUUUGGAUAAAAUGUAAAUUAUUAAUAUCCAAGAGUCAAUACAAUGUACAUCCACGAAGUAAACAUACAAAGCAUCGGGGCAUACCCCUAUAAAUCAAAAGAAAGAAUGGCACACACGCCAAAGGCACGCACACCCAAUCAACAAAACAUGAGUAAACAAGCACAAGGAAAUAAAUGUGUAUCACAUGG